Molecule: messenger RNA, 369 nt
Organism: Macrobrachium nipponense
Lineage: Eukaryota; Metazoa; Arthropoda; Malacostraca; Decapoda; Palaemonidae
Exons: 1
Coding region: 1-369 (122 amino acids)
Source: RefSeq, a predicted model, not a curated record
AUGAUUAGUAGCAGAAGACAUGAAGUAAACAUUCAAGUGGAAGAUGACACAUUUCUAAAGCAGAACAGUGAGUUCAACCACUUGGGAUCAACCAUAGCGGAGGAAGGAGGUACUAAGAAAGCAGUGAGACAGAAGGUGAAAGAAGCACAGCAAAAAUGGAGAGAAGUAACUGGAGUUGUUUUAGACAAGAAAAUGCCAUUUAGGCUCAAAAUGAAGAUAUACGAGACAGUCAUCUGGCCCGUACUAUUUAUUAUAUGGGGUAGAAACUUGGGCACUUAUGAGGAAAGAGGAGGGACUGUUGGAAAGAACAGAGAUGAGGAUGGUGAGAUGGAUUGCUGGAAUAUCAUUACUGGAAAGGAAGGAGUGUAA